Molecule: messenger RNA, 1698 nt
Organism: Malus domestica (apple)
Lineage: Eukaryota; Viridiplantae; Streptophyta; Magnoliopsida; Rosales; Rosaceae
Product: pectinesterase 2-like
Biological process (GO): cell wall modification
Molecular function (GO): pectinesterase activity; pectinesterase inhibitor activity
Source: RefSeq, a predicted model, not a curated record
UAUCACGAAACACAAAACCCUCACAAACCCUAGCAACCAAACCAGCUAAGAACUCAUCAAUGGCGACAAAUCUAAGUUCAUUCGUCCUAUGUGUCUCCUUUGUUUUAUUCUUCUCACCUGCCCUUUCAAACAUUCUCCACAGCAGCAUAGAUUCAUGGUGCAAAAAAACCCCCUACCCUGAAACUUGCAAAUACACCAUGACCCAAGACGAAAAAUCUCUCUCUAUCCCCAAACAACUAUCCAACUUCAAGAAACUUGCAGUCCAAGUAACAUUAGAAAGAGCACUCAAAGCGCAAAGUCACAACAAGUGGCUAGGGCAAAAGUGUAGAAACAAGAAAGAAAGAGCUGCAUGGGCUGACUGCAUGAGCCUCUAUGAGGAAACCAUCAAACUCCUCAACCAAACCAUAGACCCUGCCACAAAAUCCACCGACUAUGACACGCAAACUUGGCUCAGCACUGCUCUCACGAACCUUGACACGUGUCGGGCUGGGUUCGUGGAGCUUGAGGUUUCGGACUUUGUGUUUCCGCUCAUGUCCAACAAUGUGUCCAAGCUGAUAAGUAACACUUUGUCACUUUGGAAUUCCUCAAAUGUUUCACCGGUGACAAAUAUGUACACAGAGGGUUAUCCUAGUUGGGUUUCCCCUGGGGAUAGGAAACUGUUGCAGUCGACGCCCACAGCGGACGUAGUGGUCGCUCAAGACGGGUCGGGGAACUAUAAGACGAUCAAAGCCGCUUUGGAUGCUGCGGCCGCAAGGGGUGGGAGUAAGAGGUUUGUGAUACAUGUGAAGAGAGGGGUUUAUAAGGAAAACCUUGAGAUUAAGUUGAAGAACAUUUAUCUGCUGGGUGAUGGACUGAGGUAUACUAUUAUCACCGGCAGCCGUAGUGUUGUUGGAGGUUCUACAACUUUCAAGUCUGCAACUGUUGCGGUAACUGGUGAAGGCUUCAUUGCUCGUGGCAUAACAUUCCGCAACACAGCUGGCCCAGAGAACCAUCAAGCAGUAGCCCUCAGAUCAGGCGCCGACCUCUCAGUUUUCUACCGCUGCGGAUUCGAAGGCUACCAAGAUACCCUCUACACCCACUCCCAACGACAGUUCUACAGAGAAUGCUAUGUCUACGGCACCGUUGAUUUUAUCUUUGGCAACGCUGCGGUUGUUUUCCAAAACUGCAUGAUCUACGCAAGAAAACCCAUGAGUGGUCAACAGAACACAAUCACAGCCCAAGGCCGAACGGACCCGAACCAGAACACGGGUAUUUCUAUCCACGACUCACGUGUCAUGGCCGCACUGGACCUUGAAUCGUCCGUCGGCUCAGUCAAGACAUUCUUGGGUAGACCAUGGAAGGAGUAUUCACGCACAGUUUUUAUGCAAUCUUUUUUAGACACCCUGGUUGACCCAGCUGGGUGGCUCCAGUGGAGCGGUGAUUUUGCUUUGAAGACAUUGUAUUAUGGAGAGUACAAGAACAUUGGACCGGGUGCACCUACUACUGGCAGGGUCAAGUGGGGUGGCUAUCGAAUUAUAACUAGUUCAUCGGAAGCAUCGAAGUUUACUGUGGAUAAUUUCAUUGCUGGAAGCUCAUGGUUGCCUGCUACAAAUGUACCAUUCACGGCUGGCCUUUGAUCAUACCAUUGCAUGAACUGUGCCAUUGUAUAAUUAUGUCUCUAAGUUACUUAUUCGACAAUAAAUUUUUUUUUAAUUAUUG